Molecule: messenger RNA, 1029 nt
Organism: Aspergillus affinis
Lineage: Eukaryota; Fungi; Ascomycota; Eurotiomycetes; Eurotiales; Aspergillaceae
Product: flavin adenine dinucleotide pyrophosphatase
Exons: 3
Coding region: 1-1029 (342 amino acids)
Source: RefSeq, a predicted model, not a curated record
AUGUUCAGUCGUCUCAAUCAACUCACCCGUCAUCUCUCCCGCCCGACGCUAAAUACCUCCCCUCUCUCGACCGCGACCGCUCCGACCCCCGCCUCGAUAGUCUCGCCCUUUCGCAACCCGUUCCCGAAAAUGACAUCAUCCGCGGUGCUGAACAGUCGGAAGACGAUACAUACGGCGGCGUGUCUGAUUAUCGGCGAUGAGGUGUUAGGCGGAAAGACCAUCGAUACGAAUUCCGCCUUCCUGGCCAAAUACUGCUUCUCGCUGGGGAUUCAGCUCAAGCGGGUGGAGGUGAUCGCCGAUGAUGAGAGUGAGAUCAUUGAGGCGGUGCGGAGGAUGAGCCAUAAUUAUGAUUUCGUGGUGACUAGUGGUGGGAUUGGGCCGACUCACGACGACAUCACCUAUGAAUCGAUCGCCAAGGCAUUCAACCUGAAACUGAAACUCCACCAACAAGCCUUCGAGCGGAUGAAGAAGCUCUCCAAGCCUCAUCCCAUGCAGCCCAAAUUCGACUGGGACACGCCGUCGCCCAACCUCACCGCGAAACUCCGCAUGGUCGAGAUCCCCCAUGACAGCACCCUCCCCGAGGAACAGCAGGCGGUCUUCGUGGCCGAGGACAUGUGGGUGCCGAUCGCCAUUGUGAACGGCAAUGUGCACAUUCUUCCCGGCGUGCCUCGUCUGUUCGAACGACUUCUCGAACACCUGAAGCCGUCGCUUCUGCCGCGCCUGACUAACCCCGAGGGGAAGGGCAUUUACCGGUACUUGAUCAGCACGCCACUUCCGGAGAGCACGGUGGCGCCGUACCUGACGGACCUGGCUACGCGCACCGCUUCCCGGGGCAUCAAGGUUGGCAGUUAUCCUCGCUGGGGCAAGAAGCGCAACACGGUCACGUUGGUCGGAACGGACAAGGAAUUCAUGGAUUCGUUGGUCGCGGAGGUCGAGGAGAACGUUCAGGGCAAGAAGGUCGCCCAGGAGGAUGAGCUUGACCCGCCCUCUGACACGGAGGAAGGCAAGCCGAAGGAGUAUUCUCAGUGA